Messenger RNA from Pteropus alecto (black flying fox), 3914 nucleotides. RefSeq names its product golgin A2 (gene GOLGA2). Gene Ontology annotation, biological process: Golgi organization; spindle assembly. Gene Ontology annotation, cellular component: cis-Golgi network; Golgi cis cisterna; Golgi cisterna membrane. The record is from RefSeq and is a predicted model, not a curated record. NCBI's taxonomy places the organism in Eukaryota, Metazoa, Chordata, Mammalia, Chiroptera, Pteropodidae. Gene Ontology annotation, molecular function: protein binding.
CUUUUCUGGCUCACUCUCAAAACUGCGCGGCGGCUGCCGGAAGCAAUUCCGCAGUGGUCGCUGGGAUUGAAGAGAUAUGGCCCCUCCCCUUCCCGGGAUGUCGGAAGAAACCCGACAGAGCAAAUUGGCCGCGGCCAGGAAAAAGUUAAGGGAAUAUCAGCUGAAGCAAGGCUGUCUUCCUACAGGACCUAAGAAGAAAAAGAAGAUUAAAAAUGGCAAUAACCCUGAGACACCCACUUCUCAUGAGUGUCACUCAGCCGAAGAUAUUCAGGACAUUCUGAAGGUGCUGGUGUCCGACCUUAACCGCUCCAAUGGGGUAGUGCUCCCCCCAUUGGACAAGUGGAAGGCGCCCAAAGACUGCGCCGCUCCUGCAGCACCACCUGCUGAUGACACCAUGUCACCUGGCGGUGUCAUUUCCCCCUGUGCUGGUCCCUCCCAUGUCACUAGCAUGGCAUCAACUCAGAACCAUGACGCUGAAAAUGGUCCUAGUCCCAUGGAUGGAAGCAAAUUCUCAUCUACCGAGAGCCUACGUCAGCUUUCUCAGCAGCUCAACGGUCUUGUGUCCGAGUCUACAUCCUACAUCAACGGGGAGGGCCUAGCAUCUUCUGCUAACAUAAAGGCUCUGGAGAGCCGGUAUCAAGAGCUAUCUCUAGCCCUGGACUCCAGCAAUCUAACAAACAAACAACUCAUUAGCAAGAUAGAGGAAUUGAAACAACAGAACCAGGAAACUGUGGAUCAACUGGAAAAAGAGAAGGCAGAAUGUGAGCAAAAGCGCUUGAAGGAGCAGGGGGCUCUGAGAGAGCAGCUGCAGGUUCAUAUCCAGACCAUCGGGAUUCUAGUAUCUGAGAAGACGGAAUUACAGACGGCCCUGUCCCAUACCCACCAGGCAGUCAGGCACAAAGCAGGAGAGGUGGAGGAUCUUAUCUGUCGCCUGAAGUCUUCCCGGCAGCGCAUCGCUGAGCUGGAGCGGACGCUGUCUGCUAUCUCCACGCAGCAGAAACAGGCGGACAGGUACACCAAGGAAUUAACCAAAGAUCGAGAUACCCUCAGGCUGGAGUUAUACAGGAGCAACAAAGCCAAUGAGGACCUGAAGCAGCAGAACUCAGAACUGGAGGAGAAGCUUCGGGUCUUGGUGACUGAGAAUUCGGCUAUGCAACUCAGGUUUGAGGAGUCGCAAAAAAAGCUGGAGAUGUCAGAGCUGCUGGUGCAGCAGCUUUCCAGUCAGUCUGAAACCUCUGAUAGCAAGCAGCAGUUAGAGCAGGCCCUUUUUUCAAAGCUGGAGGCACAUGUGGAGCAGUUGAAGGAUUUGCUGAAGCAACUGCAGAUGGAGAGAGACCAGUACGCGGAGAAUCUGAAAGAAGAGAAUGCCAUUUGGCAACAGAGGAUGGAGCAGAUGUCAGAGAAGAUGUGCAAGUUGAGGGAGGAGAAGGAGCAGAGCGUGAGUCAGGUGCAGGAGCUGGAGACCAGGUUGACUGAACUGAGGAACCAGAUAGCCGUUCCCCCACCCCAGCAGCCCCCAGCAGGGCCUUCGGAGAUGGAACAGCGGCUGGAAGCCGAGGCCAGGCAGCUACAGAAGGAACUAGAGAGCCUGGCGGGGCAGCUGCAGGCCCAGGUGCAAGACAACGAGGGUCUGAGCCGUCUGAAUCGGGAGCAGGAGCAGCGGCUGCUGGAGCUGGAGCAGGCUGCCGAGCGCUGGGGCGAGCAGGCGGAGGAGCGCAAGCGGGUGCUGGAGACCAUGCAGAGCGACCGCACGACCAUCAGCCGCGCUCUCUCCCAGAACCGGGAGCUCAAGGAGCAGCUGGCCGAGCUGCAGAACGGCUUUGUCAGGCUGACCAACGAGAACAUGGAGAUUACCAGCGCGUUUCAGUCGGAGCAGCAUGUCAAGAAGGAGCUGGCCAAGAAGCUGGACCAGCUGCAGGAGAAGCUGGAGGAGCUGAAGGAGACGGUGGAGCUGAAGAGCCAAGAGGCCCAGAGUCUGCAGCAGCAGCGGGACCAGUACCUGAGCCACCUGCAGCAGUAUGUGGUCAGUUAUCAGCAGCACGUGGCCGCCUACCAGCAGCUGGCCUCCGAGAAAGAGGUGCUGCACAAACAGGUCCUGCUACAGACCGAGCUCAUGGACCAGCUACAGCAUGAGGAAGUUCAGGUCAAGAUGGAGGCCGACAUGGCCCGCCAAGAGUUGCAGGAGACCCAGGAGCGCUUGGAAGCUGCCAACCAGCAGAAUCACAAUCUACAGGCCCAGCUGAGCCUCAUGGCUCUGCCUGGGGAAGGAGACGGAGUGGACAUUGAGGAGGAGGACAAAGAGGCUCCCCGGCCAAAGCUGAGCAUGCCGGAGGACCUAGAGAGCCCAGAGGCCAUGGUGGCAUUUUUUAACUCGGCCUUAGCCAGUGCUGAUGAAGAGCAGGCACGGCUGCGUGGGCAGCUCAAGGAGCAGAAGCUGCACUGCCGGCGCCUGGCUCAGCUGGCAGCCCCGUCCCAGCACCCGCUGGAGGGGGAGGCCCCAGCCCCCCGCACUGGGGGAAACGGUGUGCCCGCAGAGAGGCACCAGGCCCUCCAGGUGGCCAUGGACAAGCUGCAGGGCCGCUUUACAGAGCUCAUGCAGGAGAAAGUGGACUUGAAGGACCGUGUAGAGGAGCUGGAGCAUCGCUGCAUCCAGCUGUCUGGAGAGACGGACACUAUUGGAGAGUACAUCGCCCUGUACCAGAGCCAGAGGGCUGUGCUGAAGGAGCGGCACCGGGAGAAGGAGGAGUACAUCAGCCGGCUGGCUCAGGACAAGGAGGAAAUGAAGGUGAAGCUCCUGGAGCUGCAGGAGCUGGUGUUACGCCUGGUGGGCGAGCGGAAUGAAUGGUAUGGCAAGUUCUUGGCGGCUGCCCAGAACCCUGCUGGUGAGCCCAGUGCAGUGGCCCCGGCCCCCCAGGAGAAUGUUGCUGCUGACAGCCAGGGUGAUCUCCAUGAAGUGAGCCUUGCUGACAAUGUGGAGCCUACUCAGGGAGAGGCCCUGCCGGGCCUGGCUACUCCCCCUGAGAACCCCACCGCACAGCAGAUUAUGCAGCUGCUGCGAGAGAUCCAGAACCCCCAGGAGCGCCCAGGCUUGGGCAGCAACCCCUGCAUCCCCUUCUUCUACCGGGCUGAUGACAAUGACGAGGUGAAGAUCAUGGUCAUCUAACGCCUGACACUAAAAGACAAAGCUUGGAGAAGUGGGGCUGGGGCUCUGUCCCCUGCUCUCUGUCCCUUUUCCUCCUUUCCUGGCACCCUUUCCAGGUCAACCCUUCCAGGUCACCCUUUUAUCCCUAGACUAGCAAGAUAGGGCCCCCGAAAAAGGGGUAUGAUGACCCCCCUGCCUACUUGGGGGAGAAACAGGUAUAGGCCCCUUGGCCCCUUGGCCAAGGCUGUCUUAAUCUCUGGGCUGCUACUAGUUCCAGAAAAACAAAGAGCCAGAAGUGCAGUAAAGGUAGUUUAUUUUAAGAGGCUACCUCUCUCGGGGAGCAGGGGCUCCCUGGUGGCCUCCUUACCCCUGCCAAGCGGUCCUUCAUUUAGAGGGGCUCAUGCAUCCUCUGCUCAGAGGCACUUUGGGGCACAAGUGCCCCCCUUGUCCAGGUAUACAACUGGGCAGCACUCUCACAGGCCUUGGGACAGUUGGGGCUAACCAAGGCCAGCACAGGCGUAAGCUCCCUCUCCAGUGUACAUACUAUAUCUAUGUAACAUUUUGUAUAUUCCAGGGGUAGGGCAGCCCCCUGUAUCAUAGCAGAGGUCGGAGCUGGCAGAUGGGGAGCAGGUUCUAUUAAAUAUUUGGGGUUGGGGGAACUUAUUUAUUGAUAGCAUAGGACAGAGGAAGGAGGCAGGGAUAGGGUGGUGCCCAGGUGAUUCGACUCCUGUUUGUUUUACUUUUUAUUUCAGAAUAAAUGAAUUUAGCCAUA